Effrenium voratum is the source of this 2578-nucleotide messenger RNA. The record is from the annotation of a GenBank genome assembly. NCBI's taxonomy places the organism in Eukaryota, Dinophyceae, Suessiales, Symbiodiniaceae.
CGACCGUGGGGUUGCAUACCCAACAAAGGCUGGGCUACGGCCGAGGAAACGGCUUAUCCUUGGCCACUUUGUGCAGCUUUUGCCCAUUUGAUCAAGAACGUCCUUUUGCAACACGGUGCGCUUGAACCAGCCGCAUCCCUGACCCAGGCUCAGGAUUCUGUGUACUUCGCGCAAAUCAGGCAAGCAAGGGCAAUGACUGGAGUUCAGCCACGCGGCUGCCGUUUUCCUCCUUUGAUCAGUGAAUUCAAAUACAUUUUCACACUUGUCGGGCCUCGUCGUUUAAUCCCAACACAAUUUUCCAACGAUUGGACUGUGCCUCACGGUGUGACCUGUUCAAGCAGCGUUGGAAUCGUGCCUGCCGGCAGCAAAGUUAUACGAACACAAUGGCAGGGGGGUAUUAUAAGACCAGCGGGGAGCAGAGCUGACCUGGAUACAAAGUCAGAUGUUGACCGACUCUUCAAGGCGGUGGUGGGUGUCUUUGGACACCCGACGAAUUUUUGACCAAAGCCUCCUCGAUUGCGCGCCCCAGAUGUCUCGUGGCGGGUUUGCCCGUGGGAAGUCGAAGUCGGACCCGGUGCGGAUGCCGAACCAGCCAGCUGAGCUGCUCGGAAAAGGGCUGUCCCUGUUUGCUACAACUACAAUCUGGCCCGCGGUUGCAACCGAUCGGACUGCCCACGUAAGCAUGUGUUUUCGCUUCCGACGAGGACCUCGGAAGGGAACGAACCGCAGUUUUGAGACGCUGGCCGAGCUUGGCUUUCAAUCUGAGGGACGAGGAGCAGACUGUGCGUGCUGCCAUGCCUGCCCAUGGGGAGUCCAUCACGCGCGGCAAGAGGCUUGCUCUUUUUCGUGAGCUGCUGCGUGAAAUCAAUCACCCUGACGCACUGCUUACAGACCAGAUCUGCAAAGGCUACGACCUCACGGGUCCAAUCCCGGCCAGUGGGGUUUUCAAGACCAAAUUCACUUUCGCAGAGAUGACUGUCGAAGAGUUGAGAGCAACGGCAGAGCUGCGCAGCCGAGGAAUUUUGGCAAGUGUGAAAUCUUCUGGCGACACAAGCCUUGACGAGGAGCUCCACAAAAUUACUUUGCAAGAGCUGGAGAAGGGCUGGCUCGAAGGGCCCGUCAGCCCAGAAGCGCUCCCUCGUGGGGCAACUGUUUCAAGACGUUUUGGAAUUUGGCAGGGAGGGAAAUGCCGCCCUAUUGACAACCUGACUGAAAGUUUGAUCAACUCGACCUGCAGUUCCUGUGAGGGCAUUUCUGUUCACACCGCUGAUGUGAUUGGUGCGGCUCUGGGUUUUCGCAUGGAUCUCGGGCGACGUGCAGGCAUCAGCGAGAACUUGAAAGCUCAGUGCUGGGAUUUGAGGAAGGCGUACAAGCAACUGUUCGUUUCGGCCUCGUCACUCUGCGACUCGUACAUUGGGGUAUGGAACCCGUCAACUGGCGUUCCGGAGAUUUAUUUGCAGCUGGUACUCCCUUUCGGGGCUUGCGCUUCGGUGAACUGUUUCAUUCGUGCAGCCUUGGUACUGUCCAGCUGAAACUGCAUUGGAGUGGGUAUUAUGAUGACUUCUACUGGUGGUUGCGAGCUUUUUCCGCUUGUUGGGUUGGGGCAUCUCAGACGAUAAGCUCGUUGCUUUUUCAACUGUUGCAAAGGUCCUCGGGUUGGAAGUGGACCUUGGGGAUUCACACCUUUCCGCUUGCAGCUUGAAAAACACUCAGAAGAGAAUAUCAGAGCUGUCGGAAUCCAUUGCAGGAAUUCUGUCACAAGGAGCGCACGCGCCAGGAGAACUGGCUUCGCUUCGAGGGCGCUUGCAGUUUGCAGAGACUCAGAUGGCAGGGAGGCAGUCAUGUAGAGCCAUGGGUGUGCUCAAUUACUUUGUGAGCCGUUUUCCAAGAGGGGGCCAUUUGCAUGAGAAGCUCAAACUUGCGCUGACCUUUCUUAGGGAUCGCGUUGUUUUGGCCAAGCCAAGAUUGAUCGUGCCAGCCACAUGUGAGACACUGGUUGUUUUUGAAAGCAGGGCUGGGGGCCGUCCUGGUGGCCAGUGAAGACCAAAGGGGAAGUUUCUUCAGCAGAUGGCUUGCCGAGUCGGAGCUCUCACUUCUGAACUUGGCAGGGAGCGCGAACCCCAUUUUUGAAUUAGAAUCAUGUGCAAUUGCGGUGGCGCUGCAGACCUGGAGCAAGUAUUUUAUCAAUCGCCAAGUUGUUGUCUACACAGACAACAACGGCACUUUGGGAUGCUUUGUCAAAGGGCAGAGCGACAGCGAGUGCGGCAGACUCCUCAUCGAGUGGACCGAAUCGUGGGAAAGGGCGAACAACGCCCGCCUGUGGUUUGGGGGAGUGCCUAGCCAUUCAAAUCCAGCUGAUGCUCCUUCUAGAGGUUGCCGAGAUCUGGGAACAACCUUAAGUGAAACAGAAGCAGAACUUGGCGAAGUGCUAAGUGCGAUACGCCAGAGUGGCAAGAGUGGCAUGGGGGUUACAGUGGCGGUCAGAUAGGCCAUAGCGGAUGAAGUCCUGCUUGGCAUCGCGGGAGUCGCGCAGUUUCACGCGCCAACACCCCCAAGCUGCUCUGAGUGAGGAAAAAAA